Messenger RNA from Amoebophrya sp. A25, 2481 nucleotides. The record is from the annotation of a GenBank genome assembly. NCBI's taxonomy places the organism in Eukaryota, Dinophyceae, Syndiniales, Amoebophryaceae.
GUAAUCGACAAUUCGCGCUGCACGUGGGAGGCUAAACAAGACAACAUUCUGGGUGUACGCCCUGGGAUGCCAAGUCGAUCUCUAGCCACACUGGUGAAUCACCUGAAGGUCACCAAGGCGAAAGGUGCCCAUGUUGAUAGUGGAUCUUUCAAGACGCUCGUCAACUAUCUGUCCGAUCAAAGUCUGCCCAAUACGUGGGUACGUCCCAAAUGGCUUUGUGACGAGGUGUCAAUUGUGUGGGGAGCUGGCGCUGCCAAGAGCUAUAACAUCAACAACUCCUUACAUAAAGAAAGGACAUCGAGUGGGUUCUACGUUCGUCCAGCAGGGAAUAACAAGAUGAUGUUUAGCACUGCGUGGUCAGUCGACUGCAUCUGUGCGAUCAGGUUUGAGUUCUCGCGAUUCUUUGCGAGCAAGGAAGGGUCAGCCAAGGAGCAGAAGCUAUCUGUUCACGCACCAGGUUUCACAGCAGCAAUGCGAGCAAGGAUACGUGCAGCACGGAAGCUGCCAGAUCAUCUUCCCAAUCGUGCCAUCGAGGAACUUCGGAUUGGCGAACAUGUCGUAUAUGCUAUGAAGAAGGAGCUAAAGGGAAACCUUGUACCGAGAGAAGGUGCUACACUUGGCAAUGUGGUAAAGUCAACUCCUGAUCAGAUUCGACGAAGAAAACAGAAAGGUGGACAACUUCUCACUAGUCGAUUCAUCCUGGACCUUAAGUACCUUGAUGACUUGAAUGUAGUCGUGAAGGUGAGGUGGGCACCAGGAGGACAUCUUCAAGAAAAACCAGUAGAAAGAUCAGAGAAUAGUUCACCAACGCUUGCCCCUGUAGAGCUUCGACUGAUGGCGAUGCUGUCCGGACAGUUUCCGAAAACUUUCACAGAAAUCUUUGACGUACCAAGAGCGUUUAACUUGUCAAAGGAAUACCCAGAGGAAGAGCAACCAGAGCUAGCAUUUCCAGUCUGCCACGGGUCGUUUGACACAGCAUUCACCACGGCGCUAGAGCUACUAUGUGAGGAGGAGGGACUGAAGCUUAGCAAAGAGGAUGAGCUGAGAGCUCGCGUGCCGCAAUAUGGUCUUCUGGAGGCAUCUUUCGAGUUCUACGACCACUCAAGAGACGAGAUGAUCAAGCAGGGUGCACCACCAACAUCAUUGUCACCAACUGUGUACAGAAUUCUUCUCGACGAUGGAACAGUCGGCGCGUACUUUGGCACUCAUGUAGAUGACUUUGUGGUAUUCGGAAACGGAGCAAUUAGUGGUCUUCGUGAGGAACUGAGGCAGAGAUUCAGAAAGGCGUUUACAUCUCUGAAGACCGAAAAUUUUAUUCCGGUGGAACAAGAAUGGACCGCACUGACAGGAACAAAGAUGAUCAGAGUAGUUGAGGUUGAGGGCCAUCAGGCUUUAGAUGUGUCUCUGCAUGAGAAGAUGGAUGAUCUCACGGACUGGAAGGCUGAUGAAGAGCUUGGCGGUGGUGUAGUCCCCGAUGAAAGUAGGAAGCUCACACCUCGCGAGGUCACUCGACUACGCGGAACACGCGGCUCGACUGGCUGGAUCGCAGAAUGGCCUCCAGAUUUCCUUUACGAGCAACGAACUCUUGCCAACGGAGCAGACGAGGAAAGAACCGUGUGGAAUGCGAAGCGUCUGAAUAAUGUUGUACACGAGAUGAAGAAAUACAAGGACGAAGCAUUUAUUAGGCUCUGGCUCGAUAUUCGUGAUCCAGUUCUCCUACAGUUCAGUGACGGCUCAUUCCAAUCCAGACCAAUCAAGACGGAUGAGCAAAAAGGGACUGCAAAUCGAGGGAUGGCGGAAAUUUUGCCGGCGGGAAGUCCUGAGUUGGCGCAGGCGCGAGCUGAUGGUAUGCGACCAGUGACGUCGUCGAUUCAUCUUGUUGUCGACCGUGAGGAACUGAAGGACGCCAUAGAGCACGAACUACCAGUGCGGUCACUGAUGCUCGAUUGGACGUGCGAGACACACGAUUCGGUGGCCACGGGAUCCUAUGGGUCGGAAGCAGUUGGCUACGACAAAGCUAGCCAGCGUGCAGAGCAAAUAAAAUUAAAAUGGGCGGACAUGAAGAUGGUUAUCCCAGGAGGUGAGAUCACAGACGAUGUGAAUCAGGCAGCAGAUCAGAUAACCCAGAUCGAUUUCAUGGACAACACUGGUGUAAUAAAUCGUGUGCUUGCAAGACAACCAUCACUGGAGCAUGAUGCAACUGUGUUCAAAGCGAUUGUGCGAUCACGACAGGUCCAGAGGCGCCUACGGAAACCCAUCGUGCAUACCUCUGAUCCUAGUAAUCAUAGUGACACUCUCACCAAGCGUUUUGCCGCGUGCAAUCAGAAAAGGCAGCGCCUGCGGCUCCUCAUGCGAGGAACAUUCGAAUGGCGAACAGGGGAAGGAGAUAAGCGUGGUGAAGGUUUCGGAGUUCUCCGACAACUCAAGAAACAUGAAGCUAUCUGGACAGGAGACCAUAAGAAAGUAAUCAAGAAGAAGUAA